This is a messenger RNA of Vicugna pacos (alpaca), 4369 nucleotides long. The record is from RefSeq and is a predicted model, not a curated record. NCBI's taxonomy places the organism in Eukaryota, Metazoa, Chordata, Mammalia, Artiodactyla, Camelidae.
AUGAUUCCUGUCCCCAAGGAGAAGCUUCCAGGUGGAGGGGGGCUGUGUCUGCUGUCGUGGGAGGGGCCUUCACCCUGCCUGCUGUCCCCUCAGGUGAGCGGCAUCAAGACGCUGUAUGAGUCAGAGCUGGCCGAUGCCCGCCGGGUGCUGGACGAGACAGCCCGGGACCGCGCCCGGCUGCAGAUCGAAAUCGGGAAGCUAAGAGCAGACCUGGAAGAGGCNAACAAGAGUGCUAAGAAGAGGGAGGGCGAGCUCACGGUGGCCCAGGGCCGUGUCAGGGACCUGGAGUCUGUGUUCCACCGGAGCGAGGCGGAGCUGGCUGCUGCUCUCAGCGACAAGCGUGCCCUGGAGAACGACGUGGCAGAGCUGCGGGCCCAGCUGGCCAAGGCAGAGGACAGUCAUGCGGUGGCCAAAAAACAGCUGGAGAAAGAGACGCUGAUGCGCGUGGACCUGGAGAACCGCUGCCAGAGCCUGCAGGAGGAGCUGGCCUUCCGCAAGGACGUCUUCGAGGAGGAGGUGCGGGAGACGCGGCGGCGGCAUGAGCGGCGCCUGGUGGAGGUGGACAGCAGCCGGCAGCAGGAGUAUGACUUCAAGAUGGCCCAGGCGCUGGAGGAGCUGCGGGCGCAGCACGAGGAGCAGGUGCAGCUCUACAAGCGGGAACUGGAGCAGACCUACCAGGCCAAGCUGGAUCAUGCCAAGCUGAGCUCCGACCAGAACGACAAGGCAGCCAGCGCCGCCCGGGAGGAGCUGAAGGAAGCCCGCAUGCGCGUCGAGUCCCUCAGCUACCAGCUCUCCGGCCUCCAGAAGCAGGCGAGCGCAGCCGAGGACCGGAUCCGAGAGCUGGAGGAGACCAUGGCGGGGGAGCGGGACAAGUUCCGGAAGAUGCUGGAUGCCAAGGAGCGGGAGAUGACGGAGAUGCGGGACGUGAUGCAGCAGCAGCUGGCCGAAUACCAGGAGCUGCUAGAUGUGAAGCUGGCCCUGGACAUGGAGAUCAACGCCUACCGCAAGCUCCUGGAGGGCGAGGAGGAGAGGCUGCAGCUAUCCCCCAGCCCGUCGCGGAUCACCAUCUCGCGGGCCACCUCGAGCAGCAGCAGCAGCAGCGUAUCCACAGCCGGGCGCCAGGGCCGCAGCAAGCGGAAGCGGCUGGAGGUGGAAGAGCCGCUGGGCACCGGCUCGAGUGGCCUUGGAUCCGGCAGCAGUAGCAGCGGCAGCUUCCACCUGGCCCAGCAGGCCUCGGCCUCAGGCAGCAUCAGCAUCGAGGAGAUCGACCUGGAGGGCAAGUUCGUGCAGCUGAAGAACAGCUCCGACAAGGAUCAGUCCCUGGGCAACUGGAGGAUCAAGAGGCAGAUCCUGGAAGGGGAGGAGAUUGCCUACAAGUUCACACCCAAGUACGUGCUGCGGGCCGGCCAGACGGUCACGGUGUGGGCAGCCGGUGCAGGGGUGGCUCACAGCCCCCCCUCGACGCUUGUGUGGAAGAGCCAGAGCAGCUGGGGCACGGGCGAGAGCUUCCGGACCGUCCUGGUCAACGCUGAUGGGGAGGAAGUGGCCAUGAGGACCGUGAAGCAGUCGUCAGUGGUGCGGGAGGCCGAGAACGGGGAAGAGGGCGAGGAGGAGGCCGCCGAGUUUGGAGAGGAGGAUCUUUUCCACCAACAGGGGGACCCGAGGACCACCUCUCGAGGCUGCCGCGUGAUGUGACUGAACACGCCUCGUCACACGUCAUUCUUUACCCAGAGCCACUGAAAACUAUUUUUAUAUCGUUGGCUUCUUUAGUCCUUGAUACAUUUCUAGAGAAUUUUUAAGCAAACUGCCAGAGCGUGGGGGGUGGAUCUCCUGUACCCUUUGUCACCACUGUCCAGACUGUCUCGGUGCCCCGUCACCUUUCCAUAGAAUUCGAAGCCCAGGAACCUAGUGCUCACGGCCUGUGGGUUUGGAGGCUGGAGGUUGGGUAGGGGGUCCGGGGGCCUGUCACUGCCUUGGUCUCCGCCACAGCCUGGGGCCAGGACUGGAGAGGAGGCCUUGGGGUGGACAGAGAGCAAAACGGUGUAGGAAUCCAAUAGUUGUUUGUUUCAUUAAGCUUUUGAGAAACCAAAUUCAGAAUCCAGGUUCUGACCUGGUGGGUGAAGAGGCACCCCCGUCGAUGGUGGCUCAGCCGACCAAGGACAGGGACGAGGAGGGGAGCGGUUGGGAAUCGCAGGCUUUGACUGUCUGGCUAGGGCUCCGAUGGGGUGGGCCUCCCCGCUCCUGUCCUGGCUGCUGGAGCCGCACGUCCCACCGCAGGAACUCUGCAGUUGAGUUCCUCCCCCUGGGGGGCAGCAGCGGGGAGCGGAAACGGGCUCGGGGACAGCUCCAUUCUAAGACUUGUCCCCAGGUAGGCAUCAAGGGGACAUGUGACCACCCCGGAAGCAAAUCUUGGACUUCAGGAUAAUGUCCAAGUGUAGCCACCAUAUCCCGCCCUCCCGCCGGGAGGAGGGUGACUGCGGGAUGAGCCAGCGGCCUCCAGUUCUCCAACUCUGCCCUGUGUUCCUACGCGGAUACUGUAUCCUCGCUUCCUCUCUGACUUUAUGCUGAAAUGAUGGUUCUUGGACAGACCUGGUGCCAGUGCCCCUCCCCAGGGGCUCCGUGUCACGGUCUAGCUCCUGGCCGCCGAGACCCUUCCUUGCAUCAGCUAACCUUUAUACCCCUGCCACGUAGAUACACAGAAGUUAUUUUUUUAAUGGAUAUUUAUUUUUUUACAUCGGUCAGUACACAGAUUGCCGGGAUCCCACCUCAGGGGCUCGCUCGUGCCGGGGUCACCAGGACAGUCCCUUGAGGGGGUGGCGUUGGGGUGCCUGCGUCAGUGGGCUCUGAGCCCCCAGAUGGCAAACUUCCUUCAGAAGGUGCAGCUCAAGUCUUAAAGACGCAACGCUGAGCCAAGCAGGCGGCCUGAGUGCCAGCCCCGGGGCUCACCCUAGGCUCGGAGCAGCACGCUGGCCUCCGAGUGUCCCGCUUUCCCUGGGAGGGCACGAGGCCUGAGCCAGGCAGGGAAGUGUCAGUGGCCACAAAACCAGCACUGCUGUGGGUCCAGAAUCUUCCUGCAGCCCCGUGCUCUAAGUCUGGGCAUCCUUCCUUGGCCACCAAGUUCCUGGACUGUGGGCUGUGUUUCCCCUGUGGAGGGAGACAACUCCUCGGGGAAGGUGCAGACACUUGUUUCUGGUGGGCCCCUGGAGAGCUUCCCUGCACUAGCGACACGCCACCCCGUCCCCAUGUGUGACCUUCCCCAUGAGUGCUUCCAAGCCCCCGAGGCCACAGGCUGGCGCCCUUCGCUGCGCUGCGUAGCAGGAACUGAGUGAACAGUAAGGAUCUGGAGCGUGUGAUGAGGUGCUGAGAGGGUGGGUCUAGGUGGCCCUCAGGCACGUGGAAGCUCUGCCCUAGUCUCAGCCACGUCCUCUAGGUAUUUUGGGAAUCUCGGGAUCAAAGCUGUGUCCUGGAAGUUUGGGUCUGUGAGUUGCUGAUGCAAUUUUGCAGGCUUGGCUUGUGGACAGGAAGGAAGAGGGCACCCCCCCACCCCCACCCCAGCAGGCCCAGAGCUGCCCGGGUGUCUGCAGAGCCCACAGGCAGGGGGGUUGUUCCCAGAAGCUGAUUUCUUCCUUGCCUCAAGGCCAGUUCUAGGUCUCACCCCUUGCAGUUAACUGCCUGGCUAAGGUGGAGACUCCAAGUGGACCAGGCAGGGGCUGGGAUGCCCUUGGCUGGUGUGGGGAGGGGGUUCCAGUUGUGGCUGGAGGUUGGUAUGAGUCAUUGGUAACCAAGUAUUUGGGAAAACAGCAGAGUCCAAUAUUAAAAUGUCAGCCUUGGCCUGGGGAACAAUUUGCAUUUGUUAACAAGCAAGCUUAACUCUAAUCCACUUAAAAUAAUGCAGACGUGAGUUUUUUUCUAAGCCCCCAUCUUGUGACUGUAACACCCUCCUAGGGAAAACGCUCGGCCCAGGCCUCGGGAUGGGGCCAGUGAGGCUGCCCUUGGGAGACACCCACACCUUUCCCUGGGACCUGGGCGCUCAGCUGUGCACAACAGCAAGGUUCGGACUUGGGCUGUUUUCACCCACACCCAGCAGUUCUAUUUAUAUCAGCAUAGCCGAGCUGGGACUGACAUUCCUCAAGGACACUAAAGCUACUGGAAAGGUCUUAAUUCCACGCCGGAAGGGGGUCACCAGCACAACAUGCUAGUCGACUCGGCUUCAAGAAGCCGGCUGUCUAGACUCAGUUCACAGAUCUGUUGGUGACUUUUAAGGUGCAUGCCAAAUGUGUGGUCUUUUACUUUCCCUGGUGAUUUGUAAUAUACAUUUUAUGACUGGAAACUUUUUGUACAACACCCCAAUAAACAUUUUGGUUUUAAA